This is a messenger RNA of Silurus meridionalis, 1564 nucleotides long. RefSeq names its product flavin-containing monooxygenase FMO GS-OX-like 2. The record is from RefSeq and is a predicted model, not a curated record. The coding region runs from base 188 to 1516 and encodes 442 amino acids. Lineage: Eukaryota; Metazoa; Chordata; Actinopteri; Siluriformes; Siluridae. Gene Ontology annotation, molecular function: N,N-dimethylaniline monooxygenase activity; NADP binding; flavin adenine dinucleotide binding. The transcript has 7 exons.
UCUGCACUCGGACCAAAAUGGCGCUUAACACCCAAAACAUCUGCGUGUGUUGUCUCGUAUCUUUGCGUUUCUGAAGAUUAACGCAGGGUGUGUGCGCAGAGCGCGUGUGUCUGUGUAUCUGUGUGAGUGUGUGUGGCGUGCUCUUGUAUUUCUCUUCGGCUGUUUGUCCCGUGAUCACACACUGAACAUGGAGCGUUUGGGGAAACUACGCGUGGCCGUGAUCGGAGCAGGGGCAGCCGGACUGUGUGCGGCUCGUCACGUCCUGUCACGAGCCAACUCUUUCGAGCCUCCCGUAGUGUUCGAGCAGAGCGCCCGCGUGGGAGGCACGUGGUACUACGAGGAGCGCGUGGGCACCUGUGAUGACAGCCGGCCGAUCCACAGCAGCAUGUACAGAGACCUGAGAACCAACCUGCCUAAAGAGGUCAUGAUGUUUCCAGAUUUCCCGUUUGCCUCCCACUUGCCCUCUUUUAUGACGCACUGGGACGUUCAGCAGUAUUUAGAGACAUACUGCAAGAGCCAUGACAUCAUGCCACACAUUAAGUUCAACACUAUGGUGGAAGAGGUGAAACCCAUCUCCAUGGAGACAGAUGAGGGGGGGGCUGUGAGGUGGGAGGUAAUUUCGCGUGGCAUGCACGAAGGACAUAGCACACAGAUAUUCGACUCUGUGUUCAUCUGCAGUGGUCAUUACUCUGCGCCCCAUUUGCCCUCCAUUCCAGGAAUAGAGCUUUUUAAAGGAAAGGUGAUGCACAGUCACUCUUAUCGCUGCCCAGAGCCUUUUGCCCAUCAGUCCGUUGUGGUUUUGGGUGCCGGAGCAUCUGGGGUUGACAUCUUAUUUGAGCUGGUUCAAGCUAAAGCACAGGUGAUUUUGAGCCAUAAUAAGCCGGCCUUGACAUUUUCUUUGCCCCUGGAAAUCCAGCAGGCACCUCCUGUUGUGAAGGUGCAAGAUGAUGGCUCCCUGCUCUUCCAGGAUGGCUCAGUGGCCCAUGCUCAUGUUCUUCUGCUUUGCACUGGAUACAAUUACCACUUCCCAUUCCUUGGCCAAAAACAGCUUGGCCUGGAGGUUCAGCACCACCUAGUGGCUCCUCUUUACAAGUACCUGCUGCCUCCAUCUUUCCCCUCACUCUUUUUUAUAGGCAUGUGCAAACUCAUCUGCCCUUUUCUUCACUUCCAUUAUCAGAUCCAGUUUGCGUUAGCAGUUCUUGAUGGCACUGUGCAGCUGCCCUCACGUGAGUUGAUGGAAGAGGAUGCAGAGAAAGAGAGGCAAAGAAAGAUACAGAUGGGUGUUCCGGUGAAACACCUCCUGCAAAUGGACUCUGAUCAGUGGGAUUACUAUGUCAGUCUGGCAACAACAGCGGGGCUGUCACCUCCAAAUCCAGUUAUACAGAGUCUUUAUGAUGAAGUAGCGAAACGACGACGGGCAAACCCUCAGACCUACAGAGAAAUCAACUACAGACUGGUUAAUGCCACUGAGUGGCAGGUUCUCAAUUCGCCAUCUGUAGAAGCAGAUCAUAUUUAGUUAGUGAUUAGUAGCAGAAAAAUAAAGGCAAAUGCACUCCUCACCCAC